Cylas formicarius (sweet potato weevil) is the source of this 2447-nucleotide messenger RNA. RefSeq names its product ITG-like peptide. NCBI's taxonomy places the organism in Eukaryota, Metazoa, Arthropoda, Insecta, Coleoptera, Brentidae. The coding region runs from base 166 to 810 and encodes 214 amino acids. The transcript is spliced from 5 exons. The record is from RefSeq and is a predicted model, not a curated record.
UAUAGAUCCGCACAAAACUGCAGUGGAGAUUUAAGACCUGUCCAACUGCUAUCCCGUUGGAGACAGAGCUUGGAAACAGUGUUGUGUUCGUACUGACGGUGUUUUGCAUAGCUGUACGUAGUUCUGGGCGAGUGCAGUUCAGCGGAAAACAAAAGACUGUACAAAAUGCGGUCAGUCAUCGUACUGCUCACAUACUUCUUGAUCAACCGCGACGUAGAUGCAUGGGGGGGCUUGUUCAACCGAUUCUCCCCAGAAAUGCUGGCCAACAUGGGCUAUGGUGGACACGGAGGAGGGUCGUUCUUGAGAGACGGAGAUGAGAACAUGAUAGAGGAGUACGUCAACGUUGGGGAGGACGAACCUUGUUACGGGAGAAGGUGCACUUCCAACGAGUACUGCUGCCCGGGCACUAUUUGCGUGGAUAUGGACGGAAUAGUUGGAACAUGUCUGUUGAUGUACGGAAGACGCGUCGGGGAGCUCUGCAGAAAAGACAGCGACUGUGAAUCGGGUCUGGUAUGCGCAGAGUCCGAUUCUGGACCGAACGCAAGAGUUUGUCGUCCUCCGGUGCACCAAGAUAAGCAGUACUCCGAGCCCUGUCACAUGUCGAGCGAGUGCGACAUCUCCAGAGGCCUGUGUUGCCAAUUGCAGCGGCGCCAUAGGCAAGCACCGAGGAAGGUCUGUUCGUACUUCAAGGAUCCUCUGGUGUGCAUAGGACCGGUAGCGACCGAUCAAAUCAAGAAUGCGGUCGAACACACUGCGGGUGAGAAGAGAAUUACGGGCCUGGCGAGCUUCAAGAGGCCCAUGAUGCACUAAACCAACCAACCAAUCCUCUCGGACAAAUUAACGUUUUUAAAUAAAUUCAUUCCGUUGUCUCUCACAAAAUGUAGCAACCGUUUUUUCGGGUGACGGCGAAAUCAGUCGAGAUCCGGCGGCGCGAUGAAAUACUGCGCAGAACCUAGUUUCAAGGUCACAUCUCCGUUUUCACAUAAGAACGCUCGAAUUUCGACCGAUGACGCUUUCGCCCGCUUUAGGGUUAAUCAGUUAAAUUUUCGAAAAAUAUCCUCGAUAAAGUCACCGGUAAAUUAAUCGAUAAGCGGGAUAUUUUGAUAUAUUGUUUUCAUUUUAAAUCCGAUUUUGCCGAUUGACGUCCAUAUUUGAGAAUUUAACGGAGUCGAAAACGUGUCACUAAUGACAGGAGCGUAAUACUCGAACCGCAAUUUGAAACACUCAUUGUUGUGAUGAGGGUCUUAAACAUUUUCAUUUUGUCUUGAAAUAUCAAACCACUUUUCCUGACAUUUUCGUUUUCUCGAUACCUUUAUUGUUGUUUAUUACAAGACCAAGAAGGCUAUGGAAUUUAGAGUUGACAGCUGCGACUUGUAAUAGUUGUAAAGUUAAUGUUGUGUUCGUGACUGGUUACUAAAACUUACUUCUAAAAAUCGUACGGAACCUUAUAGAGGGUACGUACUUAUUUAGAAGAGGAAAAGGUCUUCCAACGAUUAUUUUUAUUAUGACCCUGAGCACAAUACAAAAUUACGUUUAAUUACAAGACGCAUUACAAAAAAAAUGCCCUAUAUAGUCUAUAAAUCAUCCUUUCAUUCCAUGUCUUCCUUCGUUUGUCUUUCCCUUUUGUCCUGUUUUCUUCUUUUUUCCUUCAUUUUCAACUAAAUUCUUGACGUCAUGUGAUAUCGAAAAUCUCAAAAACGAAAAUGUCUAGCAAAGACACGAAUUAAAAAUUAACGGAUAUCAAUAUAAUAAAAUUAAAAUCGAAUAUAAAAUAAAAAAAAUAUUUCCGAUUAAAAAUUUUUCAAAGUAUUAGGCCGUCGAUUUUGCCAGGUGACAGUAGUUAGACAAUUUAAUUGUACGAUGGUUUUUCGAAAGCUCUUGCUGUCCCGUACGCGUUGGACUUCUUUCGAUGUUUGUGUCCUCUCUAGAACGAUAACGUCUAAUCUAUUAAUGUGCAACAAAAAACAAAAUGGCUGAGGUAUUUAUGUAACACACACAUAACACUCACACAUUACUUUAGGAUACCGAGAACGAACUUGGCCUAGAUUUUAAACUUAUGGCGGACACGCUGGUGUAACGUUUAGAGUUUUCCGUCUGUCAAUAAGAGCACGGGUGUGGCGCAUGCCGUUCAGCGCGCCACCUAGCGGUCGCGACUCGGUUGUGCGUCGCGCCUUUUAGUUAAUUUCAUAUUCGUCUAACUGUGAUGUCUUAAAGAUUUAAACGAAGGCACGCCCUCAGAGACGCAGGCAGAAAAAUAAAAGAUAUUUUCGCCAGUGGCUUCGUAUUUCCAUUUGGGUAUAAGAGAUUUUAACAAAGAUACAUAUCAUGUUAUACAUAUCAUACAUAGGUAAUUAAUUAUAACGAUAUACUGUACUUAACUUUAUUGAUGUUAUUGUGAUUGUAAACAAUUAUAAACAAUAAAUGUCUACAGCAAGUAAUAUCAUAAA